AUGGUGAAGCUCACUUGCGCCCUCGCAUACCUCUGCUGCCUUCUCCCACUCGCCCUGGGCUCCACCGUGCGACACACCAAAGUCCGCAUCGAAAACAAGUCGUCCAUGCACCUUUCUGCCGUCAAGGUGAACCACGCCUACGGCACCAUUUUCGGGCAGCGCAACACAGAAGAGCACACGUGGACCAAUGUUGCUCCAGGCGCAACCACCGAAGCCUCGAUGGAAGUCGAAUACCUGACUGGACACAUGGGAGCGGACUGGUGGCAGGUCGGGUGGACCGUACUCGGCGAGCCGAUGACCGACGGUGCGAGCAUAGGAAAGAUAAAGUUCCGGACGACCAAGCCAGCCAACGCUCAGGGCUUAGUCGACGAGUUCAUGACCGGGCUGGGAGGCGUACUCCUUUUCCAAGUUAACAAGAUGCUCAGCGACCCGAUUGCCAAGGCGGGAAUGCAGUGGGCGACAGUCCUCAAGAUGGCGGCUGGCACAAUCAAACCGACUGAUAUCUUUUUCCAAUUCGCAAAGGCCGCUGCCGGGAUAAUCAUGGCGAAACCGGAAGAGGCCGGGAACAAGAAUCUGGUCGGAUUCAAGCAGUGCACGCUUACCCGUGGCGACCGAGACGACAUUGUCGACAUCCGCAUCUACGAUAAGGAGGAGCUUCAGAUUAGCCCUGCGGACUCGUCCAACUGCGACACUGUAUGGAAGUUGGUCACCGUUCCCUGGAACCCCAACGGGCUCAUGAAGCGUGAGGCUGUUGCGACACCAUUCAAGGCGUAG
Molecule: messenger RNA, 774 nt
Organism: Macroventuria anomochaeta
Lineage: Eukaryota; Fungi; Ascomycota; Dothideomycetes; Pleosporales; Didymellaceae
Exons: 1
Coding region: 1-774 (257 amino acids)
Source: RefSeq, a predicted model, not a curated record